UUUUUUUUGUUUCACGGUAUAUUAAUUUAACUGUAUUGUAGUGUUGCUUAUGAUAUUAUAUUAUACAGUCUAAAUCAACAAAAUUAUUUGAAAGUGGAAAGUUCGAAGCAAAAAUGAAAGAUGCUGCAGCCGUUUGGGCUAAGUUAUUUCUUAUGCUCAUAAUUUCUGCUAAACCUCUUAACGGUCUCGCUGAAUGCAAGCGUCUCGGAAACAAUUCGUGUAUAAACCACAAAGAAUGUUGUUCUGGAUAUUGUUUUAAGGAACCAGGUUGGGAAUUGGGAGUAUGUAAAAGACCACAAAGUAAAAAUGAAGACGAAUCAAAAGAAGAAAAUUCCGUUUUCGAAAAGGGCACGUGUGCAUAUUACCAAGGAGGCAUUGAAACCGCAAACGGUGAAGUAUUCAACGAAAACGAAAUGACCGCCGCUCACCAGACGUUACCGUUCAAUACGAUGGUCAACGUGGAAAUCAUGGGUACCAGUGUGGUGGUAAGGAUCAACGACCGGAAGGAUGAUUUGAACGGACAUAUUUUGGACAUGUCUUUUGCGGCAGCCGAAGCUGUAGGCAUCAUGGAUGAAGACGAGGUAUCGUGUCAACUGAAAAUUCUGACCGGUAUCGGUUGCACCGCGAGUUAUGGAAACACGUGUGUGAUGCACCACGAAUGUUGUUCACGAUUCUGUUUCAAAGAAAUGUUCUCUAAGGUCGGGUUUUGCACACCUAGGGGUUAGUCCAAGAAUCCGAGCGCAGUCCGGUCUGGUGACGAUGAUUAGGCGAUGAAAAUGUCACAGCAUUUUAAUGUAUAAUUUAUUGGUUCAAUAUCCACCUUUAAAUAAUACACCACCGUAAUAAUUAUAAUAUAGAUAAUAUCAUAUUUAUUUUAGAAUUUAUUUAUAAAUAAAUAAUUGUUCGGAAAUCAUUAUAAAACGGAUAUAAUGUAAUAAUUUCAUAUAUUCAUUUGAAAUAAAAAUUUAGUAUCUUCAA
Molecule: messenger RNA, 978 nt
Organism: Aphis gossypii (cotton aphid)
Lineage: Eukaryota; Metazoa; Arthropoda; Insecta; Hemiptera; Aphididae
Product: endolytic peptidoglycan transglycosylase RlpA-like
Exons: 3
Coding region: 114-725 (203 amino acids)
Source: RefSeq, a predicted model, not a curated record